Molecule: messenger RNA, 1422 nt
Organism: Durotheca rogersii
Lineage: Eukaryota; Fungi; Ascomycota; Sordariomycetes; Xylariales; Xylariaceae
Exons: 1
Coding region: 355-939 (194 amino acids)
Source: RefSeq, a predicted model, not a curated record
AAUAAACGUAACGCAAGUCAUCCGCCGUAGUACAUCCGGCAAAUCAUGACGAAGUCGAGUUGCUGAUCUGCACCUCAUUACUUCUUCUGAUCGGAUCGACGUCUCGCAGAGAAUUCUGGCUUCGCACCGACCCCGGGCGAGGCCAAUACGAUAAAUACUUGAUUUUCGGGAUCUCAGUCAUCGCCGACCUUAGUCGGGUAAUACCUAGCGGUACGAUCCGCGAGCUAAACAGCUGGAGGCCGGGUGCAAGAAGAGCAACCAUCAUCCCCCCUCAAAAUUGACCCUCUCACUUUCGAGCUGCUGCAUUUCCAUUUAUUCGCUUACUGAUCUGCCAAGUCUUCUGCCAUCGCGACCAUGGCCGACCUCCAGACCCACAACCUUGACCUCACCCUCCCCGAUCGGGCGCCUGAGUUACUGAAAGAGUAUGCUGAAGGCAUUGAUACGGGCUCGUCUUCAUUUGCCAUCUACAGCUUGGUCCCCGACAUGACUGCCUCGCAGAUAGAGGAGAUCUCCAACAUCCCGCAACAAGAGUACGAAGAAUACGAGUAUCCCGGCCGGCUCGCGCGCCCCGCCAAGCCCGCCUUCGACUUUGCCGGCAAGACAUUGAAAGAUGUCGUCGCAGCUCACGCUGCUAUGGACAAAAAUAUCAUUAAGCCAGGUGACGGCGGCGCCGCCGAGAUCGCCUGGUACCCUAAUGUGUUCGUCGUGCUGACCAAGAGAGACGACCUCGCGGACCACGGCAUGCUGCUCGUCUAUGCCCAGAGGGAGCACCCAGACGGCGUGGGCAGGAUGGACCGGUUUUUCUUCGACCCGAAGGACAUGUUCGCGGUGCUGACGGAUGUCAUGGUGGGCUCGCAUGGGAUGGACGUGUACAAGAAGUGGCGGGAUAUCGACGGGCAGGAGUUCUUGAGCAUCAGGAAAACCGAGGGUCGCGCGUAGAACAUAGCACUCGACGACGCCCUUACAUCCAACCCAGCCUACACAGGUCUACCUCGCUUGGGGGAGCAUAACGUAUAGGAGGUCCCUUUUCCGGUGCUUACCUGCGCGCCUUAAGAGAGUCGGGCGAAUUAGGAGAAAUUCCCUUGGCCUCCUCACCUCACUGUUUGUCGAUUUUCACCGUCAUUUGCUCGCACCCAACUUUUUGCCACAUAGGGAGGGGUGCGUCCCCCCCCAGCCACAGACCUCUUGGUGUGCAACCCAACAUAGCCCUUGCAUAUGUCGGACUGACCUGCUCUGAAAGAGAGCUGGAUAGAAGACAGGCCUGAAAUCGGGAUGUUGCAUAUUGUAGUACCCUUAGCUCCAGUUAACAACCAUAAACCAACCCAAUCGGUGCAGGACCCAGGACACCGAAGGGGUGGCUCGAGAGAUGUGAUAGGCUAGAGAGCGGUGAGCUUCGUUACCUUUAAUCGAUUAGUUAUGUAG